Molecule: messenger RNA, 1665 nt
Organism: Sclerotinia borealis F-4128
Lineage: Eukaryota; Fungi; Ascomycota; Leotiomycetes; Helotiales; Sclerotiniaceae
Source: the annotation of a GenBank genome assembly
AUGUCUUUGAAACAGGAAAUUGAGACCUGGGUGUCUGCUCUUGGUCGUUACGAUAAUAAUGAGUUCGAUGAAGCGUUGAAGGAGUUUGAUGUCAUUGCAGAUACUUCGAAGAUUCUCUUCAAUUGUGGUGUUAUUCAUGCGACAUUGGGAGAACAUGAGAAAGCGGUCGAAUGUUACCAAAAGGCUGUUCGUCUGGAUCAAUACCUGGCCGUUGCAUAUUUUCAACAAGGUGUUUCAAAUUUCCUGGUUGGCGAUUUCGAGGAGGCUUUGGCAAAUUUCAACGAUACUUUACUAUACCUGAGAGGAAAUAACAUGAUCGAUUAUGCCCAGCUCGGUCUUUUAUUCAAGCUAUAUUCUUGCGAAGUCUUGUUUAAUCGUGGAUUAUGCUACAUAUAUUUACAACAAAAAGACGCGGGACUGCAGGAUUUCUCUUUUGCCGUGAAAGAGAAGGUUGUCGAGGAUCACAAUGUCAUCGAUGAGGCAAUUCGUGAUGAAGCAGAGGGUUAUACCGUUUUCUCCAUUCCUGUAGGAGUUGUUUACCGGCCCAAUCAGGCCAAGGUCAAGAACUUAAAGACAAAAGACUAUUUGGGCAAGGCACGUUUAGUUGCUGCUUCAGAUCGUGCUAAUGCUUUCACCGGCUUUGCUGGUUCGGAAAUCAAGAAUGCGGGUAUAGUUCAACCUAAGGACGAUCGUCCCACGGAGAAUCUUUCAUUCGCCGCAGCGAACCUUGUAAAGCCAGGGAUAUCGAGUAAGAGACAACAGUCAGAACCACCUCUGAACCGAACCAUUUUCCCACCGACGCCACCGCCCGAGGCGGAGAAACCUUCUGGACCUCCACCUAUGAGUCGCGGGGCUUCGGUUCGAAACGGACCCAAACCCAUGCCACCCAAACUCAACAUCGAAAAAGCACGUCCUAACGAAGGCUAUGAGAUUCGUGACCGUGAUGAUGCAAGAAGCCCUCCGGAUGCAAGAAGUCCCCCCGACGCACGGCCCAGACGCGGGACUCAGCGAACAGCAUCUGAGCCAAGGGGACCAUCACAACUGCAAAAUUCCAGCACCAGAAGAUCCGAAUCACGCUCAAGACAAGCACCACCGCCACCCAGACGAAUGCAAUCAACGCAAGAGGAAGGUGAUGAUUACCCGGAGGAUCUUUACGACAUGUACAGUUCCCCCGGCCGAAAAUCGAAUAACUCUCGACGCAAUACUCGCAAUAGAUAUAUCGACGAAGAAAGUGAAUACGCAAGUGAAUACGACGAAGGAUCUUUUGACGAGGAUGAAUUCGAAAUGGUUUCCAGUCGCCCACCUGCUAGAUCCCGCACCACAUCCUCAGUUAAUAAUAGUAAUGGUCGAGCUGGCUCUCGGCAACCUGAUUCUCGGCAGCCUGAUAUCCGCAAAGUUCGUGUGAAGGUUCACGCCGAGGAUGUACGAUACAUUAUGAUAGGCUCGGCUAUCGAUUUCCGCGAUUUUCAAGACAAGAUAAAGGAGAAGUUUGGGCUGCGCGAUCGAUUCAAGAUUAAAGUUCGUGAUGAGGAUGUUCCUAAUGGAGAUAUGAUUACGAUGGGUGAUCAGGAUGAUUUAGAUAUGGUUUUAUCAAGCGUGAAAUCAAACGCUAAGAGAGAACGUUUGGAUAUGGGGAAAAUGGAAGUUUGGAUAGUAAAGGCGUGA